This is a messenger RNA of Erinaceus europaeus (western European hedgehog), 3945 nucleotides long. RefSeq names its product NLR family CARD domain containing 3 (gene NLRC3). NCBI's taxonomy places the organism in Eukaryota, Metazoa, Chordata, Mammalia, Eulipotyphla, Erinaceidae. Gene Ontology annotation, molecular function: protein binding. The coding region runs from base 34 to 3192 and encodes 1052 amino acids. Gene Ontology annotation, biological process: negative regulation of canonical NF-kappaB signal transduction. The record is from RefSeq and is a predicted model, not a curated record. Gene Ontology annotation, cellular component: cytosol. The transcript has 17 exons.
UCUCCACAACUCCUGGCGGCCAGAGUGGGCUCCAUGAGGAAGCAGGAAGUGCGGACGGGUGGGGAGGGCAGCCAGGGCCACAGCGCCAGUUCACCGGCCGAGCAGGUGAAAGCCCUGGUGGACUUACUGGCUGGGAAGGGCAGCCAGAGCCCCCUGACCCUGCAGGCCGUGGACAGGACACCAGACUCCCCUCGGGGUACCCGCAGCAAUGACUCCAGGAUGCAGAGGCACCGUGAGGUACUGCUGGGCAGGCUGGGGGACGGCCCCGAGCAGGGGGGUCCCCAGCUGAGCCGCCUCGUGCUGGUGGAGGGCCUGAGCGACCUGCAGCUGCAAGAGCACGACUUCACACAGGUGGAGGCCACUCGGGGGGACCGGCGCCCUGGCCGGACGCUGCCACUGGACAGGCUCUUCCGGCCACUGUCGCGGGUGUCCGUGCCACCCCGAGUGUCCAUCACUGUGGGGGUGGCCGGCAUGGGCAAGACUAGCCUGGUGCGGGCCUUCGUGAGGGGCUGGGCCCGGGGGCUGGGCGGCCGGGACUUCUCCCUGGUGCUGCCCCUGGCCUUCCGGGAUCUCAACGCCCACGAGAGGCUGUGCGCCCACCGGCUCCUGAGCGUGUCCUGCCCGCCCCUCGGGGACCUGGGCGCCUCAGUGACGGCCCCUCUGGCCAGGGUCCUGCUCAUCCUUGACGGCCUGGAUGAAUUCAAGGCACCGCUGGACUUCUCGGACACGGCGGCCUGCGCAGACCCCCGGAGGGAGCUGCCGGUGGACCAGCUGGUCACCAACAUCAUCCGGGGCAGCCUCCUCCCCCAGGUGGCCGUGUGGGUCACCUCCCGGCCCGGUGCAGCCGGCCAGAUUCCGGGGGGCCUGGUGGACCGGAUGACCGAGCUCCAGGGCUUCUCAGAGGAGGAGGUGCGGGCAUGCCUGCAGGGGCUGUUCCCCAAGCAGCCGGUGCUGGCCGAAUGGGUGGCGGGGCAGGUGCAAGCCGACCGAGCCCUCUACCUCAUGUGCACCGUGCCCGCCGUCUGCCGACUGGCGGGCCUGGCGUUGGGCUACCUGGGCCGCCGGCAGGGGCCCGGGGACUCGGAGCUGCCCCGCAGCCUGAGUGAGCUGUACACCUGGUACUUGCGGCUGGCGCUGGGCGGGGCGAACACGUGGGCCGAGCAGGCAGGCCGCAGGCUGGUGGGCACGCUGGGCCGCCUGGCCUUCCAGGGGCUGCUGCGCGGCAGGACCGUGUUCUCCGAGGCUGACCUCAAGGCCAGCGGCGUGGAACCCGCGCUGCUGCAGCAGAGCGCGCCAUGCAGCCGCGUCCUGUGGCGGGAGGAUGCACUGGGCCCCGCGGCCGCCCCCGCCGCCUUCGCCUUCGCGCACCUGUCGCUGCAGGAGUUCCUGGCGGCCGCCUAUUACCUGGGCGCCGCCCGCAGGGCCAUCUUCGACCUGUUCGCGGAGGGCAGCGUGUCCUGGCCGCGCCUGGGCUUCCUUGCGCACUUCCGGGCGGCGGCCCAGCGCGCCAUGCAGGCCGAGGACGGGCGGCUGGACGUCUUCCUGCGCUUCCUGUGCGGCCUGCUGGCACCCCGGACACUGGGCCUGGCGGCCGGCUGGCUGCCAGCGGCGGGUGAGCUCGGGGGCUACCGGGCACCUGCAGCCGAGCUGCUGCAGGGCUGCCUGCAGCCGGCAGGGGUGGUGAGCGCGCGUGCCAUCAACGUGCUGCACUGCCUGCACGAGCUGCAACACCCUGAGCUGGCCCGCGCCGCCGAGGCCGCCCUGGAUGCCAGGGGCCCACCUGCCACCCCGCACCGCGCCGCCCUGGCCUACCUGCUGCAGCUGGCGGACGCCCGGGCCCGCGAGCCCGGCCUGCCCCUGCGCCUCAGCCCCGCCGACCUCCAGAGCCUGCUGCCGCAGCUGUUGUACUGUCGCACCCUGAGGCUCGACACCAACCAGUUCCAGGACCCGGUGAUGGAGCUGCUGGGCAGUGUGCUGAGCAGAAAGGACUGCCACAUCCAGAGAAUCAGCUUGGCUGAGAACCAGAUCAGUAACAAAGGCGCCAAAGCUCUGGCCAGAUCCCUCCUGGUCAACAGAAGUCUGACCUCUCUGGACCUCCGCAGCAAUGCCAUCGGGCCGCAGGGGGCCAAGGCACUGGCAGAUGCACUCAAGAUCAACCGCACCCUGGCCUCGCUGAGCCUCCAGAGCAACGUGAUCAGGGAUGACGGCGCCAAGUCCAUGGCUGAGGCCCUGGCCACCAACCAGACCCUCUCUGUGCUGCACCUGCAGAAGAACACCAUCGGGCCCUCGGGAGCCCAGCGGAUGGCCGACGCCCUGAAGCAGAACAGGAGCCUGAAGGAGCUUGUGUUCUCCAGUAACAGCAUUGGCGACGAGGGUGCCCAGGCCCUGGCGGAGGCCCUGAAGGUGAACCAGGGCCUGGAGAGCCUGGACCUGCAGAGCAACUCCAUCAGUGACCCAGGGGUGGCGACGCUGACGAUGGCCCUGUGUGCCAACCACACACUCCUGAGCCUCAGCCUUCGGGAAAACUCCAUCAGCUCCGAAGGCGCCCAGGCCCUGGCUGGAGCACUCUGCGCCAACAGCACCCUGCAGCACCUGGACCUGACUGCCAACCUGCUGCAUGACCAGGGUGCCCAGGCCCUCGCGGGGGCAGUGGGAGGAAACCACGCCCUUACCUCCCUUCACCUGCAGUGGAACUUCAUCCAGGCCGGUGCUGCCAAGGCCCUCGGACAAGCACUACAGCUCAACAGGAGCCUGACCAGCCUGGACUUGCAGGAGAACGCCAUCGGGGAUGAGGGCGCCUGUGCGGUGGCUGCUGCGCUCAAAGUCAACCCCGUCCUCACUGCUCUCUAUCUGCAGGUGGCCUCCAUCAGAGCCCCGGGGGCCCAAGCGCUAGGGGAGGCCCUGGCUGUGAACAGAACCUUAGAGAUUCUUGACUUACGAGGAAAUGCCAUUGGUGUGGCCGGAGCCAAAGCCCUGGCGAACGCUCUGAAGGUCAACUCCAGCCUCCGCAGACUGAAUCUGCAGGAGAACUCCCUGGGGAUGGAUGGGGCCAUCUGCAUUGCCACAGCACUAUCCAGGAACCACGGGCUCCAGCACAUAAAUCUCCAGGGAAACAACAUCGGGGACUCUGGGGCCAGGAUGAUCUCAGAGGCCAUCAAGACAAAUGCUCCGUCAUGCACAGUGGAGAUGUGAACAGAGUUCCUGGAGGUCGGUUAGCUGGCGGGCAUGUGGAAGCGGUGGGCACUGCCCAGCAGGAAGGCUGUUUGCUAGAGGUCUCCUCGUGGUCUGGGAGAUGCUGGCUGCAGGAGGAGCAAGGCAGGUGCUGCAGAAAAGGACUUGUCAUCCCUCCCAGACCAGGCUGGGUCCCGGCGUGGGGAGAGGGCCUUCUGUCCCUCGCAGGGGGCUCAGAGAUGUUCUCCUUGAGGCUCAGCAAGUGAAAAUCCAGUUUAUAUCUUGAGGUCUUCACAGGUCUACAACUUUCUUGGGGUACUGGAGCUAGAAGCCAGGUCCUUGUAACUCAAAGCAUGUGCUCUGCCACUGAGCUCAUUCCUGGCCCCUCAGCCUUCACCUUUAAGUUAUUACUGCCGCCCUCUCCACUCACUGGCGAAAUCCACACCUGUGAAAUGAACUGCCAAAUCAAGCUCAUUGCACUUUGGUGAGAGAGGGGACAACUCCCUUUUCUCUAGAAGAAAAGCAGGCUUGUGGGGCUGGUUGUUGGCACAUCUGGUUGAGCAUAUGCUACAAUGUACAAAGACCUGGGUUUGAGCCCUCAGUCUCCACCGGCAGGGGGAACGCUUUGCGAGUGGUGAAGCAGAGCUGCAGGUGUCUCCCUACCUGUCUGUCUGUCUGUCUAUCUAUCUAUCUACAUAUCUAUCUCCCUUCCCUCUCAGUUUCUGGCUCUCUCUAUCCAAUGAAUAAAGAUAAUUUUAAAAUUCAAAGAAAAGC